CGUUUAGGCUUGCCUCCUUCAAACUGCCUUCGGUUCCUUCCCGACUACAAGUCGUUUCCAUUUCUUCACCGGCAAUCGCAUUGAGUAGCUCUACAAUCUCUGCAAUACAUUCUCAACUGGAUUUUGUGCUUGCAAGAAAAUAGCUUCGAUCAAUCUGGACAUAACUGUAUCUUGGCUGGUUAAAAUAUUGAUCUUUGCCAAAACAUUGAAGGGGGAAGGUAUCAUUAAAAUGGCAUAAGAUUUUCUCACAGGUUGUACAUCCAUGGAGAGUUCAUCUGUGUUGCUUGGAUCCAAGGGCCUAAUAAGGAAACAUGAGUUUGUUAGAGUCAUUAUUCAAUGCUUACAUUCAUUUGGUUACCAAAAAUCUGCACUAUGUUUGGAAGCGGAAUCUGGUAUUUCAUACAAAUCUAGUGAUUUCAAGUUGUUGGAGUCUCAAAUUUUCAGUGGUAAUUGGUAUGGUUGCAUUGACACAAUAAAUGGCAUCAAGGAUUUAACUGAUGAUGUAAGAGUUUCCGCCCUGUUUCUUAUACUAAAACAUUGUUUGCUUGAGUACUCUAACUGUGGGGAUGAUGCAUCAGCACUAACUAUGUUGCGUAAAGAGGCUCCAAUUUUCCAUUUUAGUAGAGACAAAAUCCACAAGCUUGCUUACAGCAUAUUUACUUCUAAGAACACGAAUUUGGAUUAUUCAAAUGACAAUGUCAUUCAUGAACUAAGAAAAAAGUUGCUGCGAGAUUUGGAAAAAACUCUUCCUCCACCAACUUGUUUGCCGGAUAGAAGGUUAGAGCAACUGGUUGAAACCACUGUAAUGGCGCAGAUUGAUUCAUGUAUGUACCAUAAUUUUUCGGGUGCAGUUUCAAUCUAUGAGGACCACUGCUGUGGCAGGGAUCAAAUACCAACAGAGACAAUUCAGGUUUUGACCGAACAUAAGAAUGAAGUUUGGUUUGUUCAGUUUUCUAAUAAUGGAGAAUACUUGGCCUCUGCAUCCAGUGAUUGCUCGGCUAUUAUAUGGAAGGUGUUGGAAGAUGGUAAACUGACGUUGAGACACAUACUUAGGAGCCACCAAAGUCAAGUUUCCUUUGUAGCAUGGAGUCCUGAUGAUUCAAAGUUGCUCACAUGUGGACACGCCGAGGUCCUCAAGUUAUGGGACGUUGAAACAGGUACCUGCAAGCACACAUUUGAAGAUCAUGGCUUUAUUGUCAGCUCGUGCGCAUGGUUUCCCGACUCAAAGAGACUUGUUUGUGGCAGUGCUGACCCUGAGAUGGGUAUUCACUUGUGGGAUUGUGAUGGAAACGAGAUAAAGGCCUGGAGAGGUACAAGGAUGCCUAAGAUAUUGGAUCUUGCAGUAACCCCCGAUGGAGAAAAUCUUAUAAGCAUUUUUUUGGAUAAAGAAAUCCGUAUUCUUAAUCUGGAGACGAAUGCUGAAAGAGUCAUACCGGAGGACCACUCUAUCUCAUCGUUAUCAAUCUCAGGAGAUGGCAAGUUUUUCAUUGUCAACCUCAACAACCAGGAGAUACACAUGUGGGAUGUUGCAGGGGAGUGGCAGCAGCCGCUGAAGUACACCGGCCACCAACAGAAUAAGUACGUAAUUCGGUCCUGCUUCGGUGGGGUUAAUAGUGCAUUUAUCGCCAGUGGCAGUGAAAAUUCGGAGGUCUACAUCUGGAGCAGGCAUAGCAGUAAGCCAAUUGAGGUUUUAUCUGGACAUUCAGCAACUGUGAACUGCGUCAGCUGGAACCCGAAAAGGCCAAAAAUGUUAGCAUCAGUGAGCGACGAUCAGACAAUACGUAUCUGGGGACCAGCAUCAUCUAAGAAUGUCAAACCUGGACAAAGUUAAUGAAACAAAACAACUUGGUAAAAAAUUUACAUAGCUUAUUUUGCUUCUUGGAUUGUAUUACCACUUGUGAUGCCUUCAUAUAUUUGUAUAUUUUCGGUUGUCAUCCUUUAAAAUUUUGGCAUUUUAAGCUUCUUGUAAAAUCCAUCUCGUGUUCUCUGUUAAUGUCGAUUCAUUUUUGAGAAAGUUAGACUAGACGACUAUAGAAUUAAGGCAUUCUUUAUAAGCUUUCAUAGGCUCGGCAAAAAGCUCUGUAUUCUUUUGUAAUCGCCGGAACAGAUAUCAAUUUAGAGCUCUAGCAAAUGAAUGAUUGUAUUUCUCCUCU
Messenger RNA from Benincasa hispida (wax gourd), 2153 nucleotides. Its product is annotated as transducin family protein / WD-40 repeat family protein. Gene Ontology annotation, molecular function: protein binding. NCBI's taxonomy places the organism in Eukaryota, Viridiplantae, Streptophyta, Magnoliopsida, Cucurbitales, Cucurbitaceae. The record is from RefSeq and is a predicted model, not a curated record.